AAAGCCAUAAGUUGUCCGGGCCCAGCCCUACGUUGGUCGAGAUUCCCUACGGCCACCGUCCGUUGCACGCAAUUUGUAAAUCACCUCCAUCGCUCCGCUGCCUUUUUCUGUCUCUUCCUUAACAGCCUUUUUCUCGAUUCCUUCCUUGGUUCUCUCUCUUUUUUUCUAGUAGAAAAAUAAUUGAGGAGCGAAAGCUUUUGGGAAUUUUGCAGCCAAAUUGUUUAGUAUUUUGCUCGUGAUAUAGUUUUGUAUUCCUCAGCAUUUGCAACCCUUUACACCUGUGCUGAAGUAUUUAGAAUCAGGAAAUGGUUAAAAGGUAUGGAGCGUUUUGAUGUGCAGGAAAUAUCAUGUUGCAGUGCAUAGAGGGAAUCAAGCGUUUAUUUGCUUCCUUACUGCGUUGCUGUGAUAUUGGUUUGUAUAAACAAUCAAGAGGCCUUGAAGAUCCUGAACUUCCUGCUAGAGGCUCAUUUGCAACCCUUUACACCUGUGCUGAAGUAUUUAGAAUCAGGAAAUGGUUAAAAGGUAUGGAGCGUUUUGAUGUGCAGGAAAUAUCAUGUUGCAGUGCAUAGAGGGAAUCAAUCGUUUAUUUGCUUCCCUACUGCGUUGCUGUGAUAUUGGUUUGUAUAAACAAUCAAGAGGCCUUGAAGAUCCUGAACUUCUUGCUAGAGAGACCGUGUGUAUGUCUCAGUUCAUUUUUUUUAACUUGUGCUUUUUCUUCCCUUUUUUUGGUAGUGGAAUAAAACAUUUGCAGUUAAUUUUUAUAUAGAAGACACAUCUUGGUUCUGUUAUGGGGUCUAUUGAAUCAUUCUUCUGAACAUUGUUAAUUUACUGAUACGGAUGCAGUCACUGUUAGUGAAAUAGAGGCACUUGAUGAGCUCUUCAAGAAGAUCAGCAGUGCUGUCAUUGAUGACGGGUUGAUUAAUAAGGUUUAUAUAAAUCCAUAUUCACAUUAUUUGCAAAUUAUCAUAAGCUUGGCAAGUCUGUGUUUGGAAGGUUUUUAUGUAAAUUAUGAUGAGAAUUUGGCAAUUAUUUAUUACCGUGGCAGGAGAAAUUUCAGUUGGCAUUAUUCAAGACGAACAAAAAAGAGAGCCUGUUUGCUGAUCGGGUACUCUUUAUCUCUCUCAACUUCUUGUUUCUGUCUUUUGUUAAAUGUGCUUCACUGUACUGUUGUUGCACGUAUCACUAGCACUUUGACCCGUCUAUUGAUAAAUAAUCACCACCCUG
Messenger RNA from Rubroshorea leprosula, 1224 nucleotides. The record is from the annotation of a GenBank genome assembly. NCBI's taxonomy places the organism in Eukaryota, Viridiplantae, Streptophyta, Magnoliopsida, Malvales, Dipterocarpaceae.